Funneliformis geosporum is the source of this 154-nucleotide messenger RNA. The record is from the annotation of a GenBank genome assembly. Lineage: Eukaryota; Fungi; Glomeromycota; Glomeromycetes; Glomerales; Glomeraceae.
AUGACCCUAAUCUUAAUCCUAAUAAUUAUCGCCCUGGUGGCCUAUUACUAUUACCGGAAAAACUUACCGGCUAUUGACGCUAACUCCAACGAUAAAUUCGCCCAAAUCCAACAAACUAAUCGCACCCUCGCUAGUUUCUUAAAAAAUGAACUAG